This is a messenger RNA of Ostrea edulis (European flat oyster), 1909 nucleotides long. RefSeq lists its product as uncharacterized. Lineage: Eukaryota; Metazoa; Mollusca; Bivalvia; Ostreida; Ostreidae. Bases 503 to 1705 code for a protein of 400 amino acids. The transcript has 5 exons. The record is from RefSeq and is a predicted model, not a curated record.
UGUUCCACUAUAUGUAUUCGAUCCUCCCAAACAUUCCAACAUGUAGAAUGGGAAAAAAUGAAAUAAAAAAUGAAGCAGAAGUACCUCUAAAAGAUGUUAGAUACUAGUACUUUUAAAUUGGUGUCUGAUAUAUUUUACUGUGACUGGGUAAAACUUUAGAUAAAGAUUCUGUACUAAAGAUUAACAUACAUAGAUUAUUUGUUCAUUUUUAAAAUCAAUUUUCUACUUUCCUUCAACUACUAAAUACUGUAUAUGGCGAGAAGAUGUCAGUUGUGAAACGUUCUAAUAUAACUAUUGUCCAAGAUCCUGUUUGUUCAUACAAUGCUUAUCUUGCCUUAUACGCCACCCGGAUUAUCAAAUCCUUUUGACUCAAUAUUCACACUGUUAAGAUCAUGAAAUCGGAACAAAAAUAACCUAUGACGCGUUUUUCGUUAUUUUCCGCUAGUUUUAGCGUAUAUAAAGGGCUUCUACUUAUGAAUCUCAAUAAGUACAUCAAAAGAAAAUGAAGUACGCAUUUGCUCUUUCGAUUCUACUCCUAUUUGUGGGGAUUACGGAGAUUUUUGGUCGCCCGGGCCGGGGGCGCGGAAGACGACCCCCGGGAAGGGGGCGUGGUAGAGAUCGGGAUGAUGGAAAUGCCGGCCGUUCUGCCUUAAACGUAAAGAAAUUUUCCUGGGUGACAGAUCUUGAUGAAGCCAAUACCAAUGUUGCUGUGGAAGUUGACGAAUUUGCUCGUGUGCACAUGAACAAACAGAUUGCAGUCCUUGCAUCACGUGACAGAGAUUUAGAUAAUACCGGGUUUGACAGACACAACACAAUGUUUGAUUUCUCAACAGGGAAACUGGGAAUCCGCAUCGAGUACCGCGUGACCCCUGCUGGACACAUUGGACCAGGUGAAUCGGCGAAAGAUCCGGCCGAUGCUGACGACGAAAAUAUUGAUGAUCUUCUUGGAGUGUACGGAAAAGAUCACCCCGCAGGCUUUUUCGAUGAUGAUGACGACAAUCUUGAUGAUAAACUUGGGGAGGACGGAAAAGAUCACCCCGCAGACUUUUUCGAUGCUGAUGAUGACAAUAUUGAUGAUAAAUUUGGGGAGUACGGGAAAGAUCAGCCCGCAGGCUUUUUCGAUGCUGAUGACGACAAUAUUGAUGAUAAAUUUGGGGAGGACGAGAAAGAUCAGCCCGCAGGCUUUUUUGGUUUCUUUAGACGACGUGCGAGGUCUGUUGCAGUUUGUUUUGUGGGAAAUACUGUCGCCACUAUGAAUCAGUCUAUUUCCGAGUUGGAAAGCAGGGAAACGAUGAUGGAAAUCGAGACUGGUGCAAGAGCGGCCUACAGCGUGGCUGCUGCAAACAAACUGACCGCUGACCAACUAAAGGCCCUCAGUCCGGCCAUCGCUAGAUUCUGCUGCAGGGCGGCUAAACUGGGUAAUGUUUUCGAGCUAUCGUCCACUGGAAUUGUGGUCCCCACCACCACAGCUGCUACUACCACCACCACCACUACCACAACCACCACUACCACCACCACCACUACUGGAGGAAUUAUUAUCCCAAACCAGCCCGCAUUCCAUCCCGGUGUAAUUGAAGUGACCCCACCCAGCGCCUUCCUGGUCUCUGGCCUUAUGAACCCUGCCAGCCCAUCCCUGUCCAUUCCUUACCAGAUCUCCCUGGCUUCGGAUGUGCAACUUAACACACCAGGAAAACGCCGCGGUUAAAUCGAUGAACAAUGGUCAAGCAGUGCUCCUGUCUAAUACACAACCAUCCACAGUUUACUCACUGACGAUUUCAUACACGAGAGUAAUGAAGUUGACAUAUUAUUCAUUAAAGAUACAUGGAGGGGGGGGGGGGGGGAAAUAGUUCAUGAGACUGUUAAAAACUUGAAUUGUGAUUUAUGAGGCAAUAAAUAUUUUUGAUAAUUA